AUGGCGACGAGCAGCGAUACGAUUACAUUGAUUAUUCGUACAGCAAAUAAUAAAUAUGCUGAUUUCAAUCUUGAACUUCCAUUAUUGUUAACUGUUUAUGAUCUUAAGCAGAAAAUAGCAUUAAAUCAUCCAACAAAACCAAUACCUAAAGACCAACGAUUGAUAUUUUCUGGUAAACUUCUCGACGAUGCCAGUUUGCUCAGUCAAAUUUUUCUCAAAGCAACAACAGGAUCGUCGUUUAUGGUUCAUCUCGUACUUGACUCAGACAAAAAUGCAACAACACCAAAAGUUCGUCAAUCAUCAUCUUCUGUUCGCGAACAACCAAAACCGUCUGAAAAAGCAGCUCCUCCGUCACCAUCCUCUACAUACGAGCAAUAUUUACAAGAGUUAAACAAAUAUCAACAGCAAUUGCAUCAAUUUGUAAGCAACCCUGGCGGCUACACGCCUACAUCAAAUUAUGAAACACAAGCCUAUUUGCAAUACUGUUAUACGCAUUACCAAAUGCAUCAAAAUUUACUUGAUUAUCAAAGAACAGUCACACCAGGAAUGACAAUAUUGAAUCAAUCAUCACCGAAUAUAGGAGUGAAUCUUACUAGUAAUACAGCAGCAGCAGCACCACCACCACCACCUGCUGCUGCUGCGGCACCGGCACAACCGGCUGCUGGGAAUAAUAACGAAGUUGAACAAGAAAACGACUUACUAGGUGUAUUAAAUAUGCUAGUGGAAUUAUUCGUUCUGUGUUCAAUUAUCUAUUUCUACUCAACAUUCAGUCGUUUUCUUCUUGUCUUCGUUUUCUUUACUGUUCUUUACUUACACUGCCGUGGCUAUUUAUCCAUUCAAAGACGUCGACGUGCUCAAGUACAACCAGCACCAGCUGCUGCUCCUGCUACUCCUGCUGCUCCAGAACAAGCUGCUGAAAAUGAUGGAGAGGAUGAUAAUGAACAUGAACCCGCAACAAAUGAAGCACAAAACCAGAACGAUAUUCAACGUCAACGUUCUUCUACGCCUCCACGUGCUCCUGUGGUUGACAAUCAAGUGACGACAUCACGCCUUCUAAUGACUGCCGUAUCGACCUUUUUCUCUUCAUUAAUUCCUGAACGACCUCAACGUGCUUAG
Messenger RNA from Adineta ricciae, 1116 nucleotides. NCBI's taxonomy places the organism in Eukaryota, Metazoa, Rotifera, Eurotatoria, Adinetida, Adinetidae. The record is from the annotation of a GenBank genome assembly.